AUGCCGCCCGCGCCGCGCCGGCCCCGCCGCCGGCCCCGCGCCGCCCGGAGCCGGACGCGGCCGGACACGGAGCGCCCCGGGGCGCAGGCCGGGUCGGCGGACCCCCGCCCCGGACCCACCCGGACCCCGGACCCCGGACCCACCCGGACCCCGGACCCACCCGGACCCCCGCCCCGGACCCACCCGGACCCCCGCCCCGGACCCACCCGGACCCCCGCCCCGGACCCACCCGGACCCCGGACCCACCCGGACCCCCGCCCCGGACCCACCCGGACCCCGGACCCACCCGGACCCACCCGGGCCCCGGACCCACCCGGACCCCGGACCCACCCGGACCCCGGACCCCGGACCCACCCGGACCCCGGACCCCGGACCCCGGACCCACCCGGACCCCGGACCCCGGACCCACCCGGACCCCGGACCCACCCGGACCCCGGACCCACCCGGACCCCGGACCCCGGACCCCGGACCCACCCGGACCCCGGACCCCGGACCCACCCGGACCCCGGACUCAGACCCACCCGGACCCCGGACCCACCCGGACCCCGGACUCAGACCCACCCGGACCCCGGACCCACCCGGACCCCGGACUCAGACCCACCCGGACCCCGGACCCACCCGGACCCCGGACCCACCCGGACCCCGGACCCACCCGGACCCCGGACUCAGACCCACCCGGACCCCGGACCCACCCGGACCCCGGACUCAGACCCACCCGGACCCCGGACCCACCCGGACCCCGGACCCACCCGGACCCCGGACUCAGACCCACCCGGACCCGGACCCACCCGGACCCGGACCCACCCGGACCCCGGACCCCGGACCCACCCGGACCCCGGACCCACCCGGACCCCGGACCCACCCGGACCCCGGACCCACCCGGACCCCGGACCCCGGACCCACCCGGACCCGGACCCACCCGGACCCCGGACCCCGGACCCACCCGGACCCGGACCCACCCGGACCCCGGACCCCGGACCCACCCGGACCCGGACCCACCCGGACCCCGGACCCCGGACCCACCCGGACCCGGACCCACCCGGACCCCGGACCCACCCGGACCCCGGACCCCGGACCCACCCGGACCCACCCGGACCCACCCGGACCCCGGACUCAGACCCACCCGGACCCACCCGGACCCCGGACUCAGACCCACCCGGACCCACCCGGACCCCGGACCCCGGACCCACCCGGACCCCGGACUCAGACCCACCCGGACCCCGGACCCACCCGGACCCCGGACCCACCCGGACCCCGGACUCAGACCCACCCGGACCCGGACCCACCCGGACCCCGGACCCACCCGGACCCCGGACCCACCCGGACCCCGGACCCACCCGGACCCACCCGGACCCACCCGGACCCCGGACCCACCCGGACCCCGGACCCCCCGGACCCACCCGGACCCACCCGGACCCACCUGGCCCCAGACCCCUCCUCAGGCCCUCCCCGGGCCCCAGACAUCCCCCUAACCCCUGCCCCAGACCCCUCCUCGACCCCCAGCCCCACCUGGCCCCAGACCCCCGGACCCUCCUCAACCCCACCCCCUGGCCCGGGACACCCGCCCGACCCCUGGUGCCGCUGCCGCUGCCGCCGCUGCGCUUCUCAGCCGCGAACAGCCGUCAUGUCCUGUAG
Molecule: messenger RNA, 1635 nt
Organism: Dipodomys spectabilis (banner-tailed kangaroo rat)
Lineage: Eukaryota; Metazoa; Chordata; Mammalia; Rodentia; Heteromyidae
Product: basic proline-rich protein-like
Exons: 3
Coding region: 1-1635 (544 amino acids)
Source: RefSeq, a predicted model, not a curated record